Molecule: messenger RNA, 2529 nt
Organism: Ascochyta rabiei
Lineage: Eukaryota; Fungi; Ascomycota; Dothideomycetes; Pleosporales; Didymellaceae
Product: protein kinase activating protein dpb11
Exons: 7
Coding region: 1-2529 (842 amino acids)
Biological process (GO): mitotic DNA replication checkpoint signaling; mitotic G2 DNA damage checkpoint signaling; DNA replication initiation
Source: RefSeq, a predicted model, not a curated record
AUGGACGCCACGGAUGGGCACUAUGGGACUGCCCACCUGCCCCUCACGGGCGCCAUCUUGUGCUGCACCGCCUUGCCGCAUGAGCAGCGCGCCCAACUCUCGGCCAUUGGCGCGCAGAUGGGUGCGACCAUCAAGCUCGACCUCACCUCGGACGUAACGCACCUUGUUGCCGGCAACACGGACAGCGCCAAGUACCGCUACGUCGCGAAGCUUCGCGAGGAUGUCAAGGUCCUGUCGCCGUCGUGGCUGGAGGCGCUGCGUGAUGUCUGGAUGGAGGGCGACGAUGACAUGGAUGUCGCCGGCCUCGAGAAGCAGUACCGGCUGCCCACCUUCUUCGGUCUCAAAAUCUGCCUGACAGGCUUCGACAACCCGGAACAACGGAAGCACAUCCAGGACACGGUCGACCAGAACGGUGCUGAGUACCAUGGCGACCUCACAAAGAACGUCACCCACCUCAUUGCCGCCGCGCCGACUGGAAAGAAAUACGAACAUGCGCUCAACUGGCGAAUGAAGAUUGUCACUCUGGAGUGGUUCCAUCAGAGUCUCGACAGGGGCAUGGUGCUAGAAGAGACCCUGUACAACCCCACACUGCCGACGGAAGAGCGCGGGAAGGAUGCAUGGAUUCGCAUACAGUCUCCUCCGCCAGCACUUGGCAAGCGGACGCGUGUUGCUGAACAGCCUCAGCCGCUUAACCCGCUUCGGAGGAAGCUACGUCGUGCCGCAAGCACUAAGCUCGGAAUCCAAAGUGACGCAAUCUGGGCUGGCAUCACCACGCCGAGUUUCGAUCAAGGCAAGAUCGAGCAAGACGAAUGGAGAGAAGACAACUUGUUCAAACAGACCACGCCUCAUAGCGAUACGCCGGUACAACAGGAAGACACCGCGGUUGCUCGAGCAGCCGAGGCAGAGGGGAUCAGUGCACCCGAGCGCGCUGCAGCUGUUUUACCACAGCCGCCGGGACUAGACCCAGACGAGGGCAUCUUCCACAAUCUCAUCGUCGUCACCCAUGGCUUCGAUCAAGACAAGACCAACAUACUGCAAAACCAUCUAGAGAAGAACGGCGCUCGGGUCUCCAGCAGCACUGAUCUGGAUAGAUUCUCUGCAGAAGAGCUUAAACACGGAUAUCUCGUGAUACCGCAUGAUGUUGAGGUCGAUGCAGUGUCUGGAUCGCUUCCGGGUCGUGCCGGAACCAUAACGAACCUGGUCACUAAUUGGUGGGUUGAGCGCUGUCUGUAUGGAAAGCGCCUAGUCGACCCCACAGACGACGUCUUGAGUCGACCUUUCGAUAAGCUUAGCAUCAACGGGUUCUCUGGCCUGACGGUGAACUCUACUGGAUUUUCAGGAAUUGAGCUAUUGCAUGUGACGAAAGCUGUUACGCUUAUGGGUGCGACCUAUGACGAACAAUUGCACGCCAAAACCUCGGUCAUAGUCUGCAAUAGCCGAAGACCAGCCCCACACAAGCUCAAGUUCGCUACGGACAGACGCAUCCCAGCUGUACACGCAGACUGGCUCUGGCAAUGUUUGCACACCGGCGCUCUGCAGCCGUUCAGUAAUCAUUUACUCAACACUCUUGCGCCGCGUCAGCCACAGAAGACAAGGCCAAAGCCUCAGCUUACCGAGAAGCCUAUUGUUGCUCUUCCGAAAGAGGAAGGCUCUAAGCUCCAAGAGAAUCCAAAGAAGACAAACGCAACACGGAUCGUGACAAAACCACAAAACUCUCGAGCUCGGGGACCACAGAUACCUCGAGCUCUCGAUCUUGCUCCCUCCGCGGAUGCUACACCUGCCUCGCCAACUGACCCACUCACCUUGCCAGCUGACAGCACGCGCACUUCUCAUGCGUUCGAUAAUAAUGAGGCUUUGGGGGACUUCGACGGUAAUGCAUCUGCACCGUUGCAUGAUAUCACUGCAAACUCACCCCGUCGUCCUUCAGCAUCCUCAACAGGCUCAGCUACCAAUGGUAAAGACAAAAGAAGGCAGAGAAGCUCGUCGGCCGAGUCUCUAAUCAGAGCUAUACCUGCAGCGCGCUCUUCCAAUCCAGCUCGAGAACCAACACCCGAUUCUGUGAUACCGGCUCCAUCAGAGCCGCCAGUUCAAGACCCUCAGCCGCCGGUCAAGGGGCCUGAAGAAGAGAAGGAUUACUCUGACCUCCUGACCAAAUUGCGCGCAACCCGAAAGGCUGCGCCAACGCCGGCUGAUCAAGCAGAUGAGAAGCGUCGUAGACGUCGCCAGCUAGGUCGUGCGACAUCCACUCGCUCAGUUGGAUCUGCAGGAGAUGCCGGCUCAGGCAACCUGAGUCUGAACGGCGAAGACGAGGACGAUGAGACGGUCGUGAUCAACGAGUAUCAGCCCAGCCAAGAAUUGGGUUGGGAUAGUCCUGGUGCGGCGAAGGCGCGAGAGGCCAUGAUCAAGAAGUUGGGCGGCACGUUGAAAGAGAAGAGUGUACCUGUAAAGGCCAUUGGUGGGGCCAUGGAUGGACCAAGCGAGAGUGGGAUGACGAGCCGUGCAGGGAGGAAGAGGAGACCUGGUAUCUAG